CGGCGUGUUUGAUCCCACAGGUAACGGGUUGUGUGUGUGGAUAAGGAUACACGAGUGGCGGGAAAAUAACGAGGAUCGUCUGCCAGAGUCCACUUUCCUGCGGUGGCAUUCGGCGCCUGUUUAUACUACGAGAUGAUGUCGGGAAGGAAACUGACAGACCUUCAUUCCCGCAGCUAUCGCGUGUGGCAAGGGUACGUACACUCGAGAGGCCACCUGACUCGGCAUGCGCACGGGCGAACCGCGGUGACACUGACCCAGUUGUUCCGUUCCCGCACAAGCUCCCUUUCUCACCUUUCCUGCGUGCCCCGCUUGCUUGUUCCGACGCCACGCCCGACCACCGGUUGGGAGAGGGUCUUCGUCGCAGAGCCAGUCGUCCACCGGGUGACAGGGGUGUGGUGCCCUCCUCAGAGUUCAGAGAUCUCGGUGAUGGCUGGCGCGUUUUCGCGGGAUUUCCCCGGUUCUUUCUCCGUUUCUCCGUGAGAUCGCCGCUUCCCUGCGUGACGUCUGACCGGGAAAAAGGCGAAGGCGGAGGGAGAAGCUGUGGAAAGCUCCGUUGAGCAGGCGGUGCCUGGUCAGCAGCUGCCACGCCACAAGGGUGUGGGUACGCACCACGAACGGAGUCCACUGGAGCGCGCGGUGGCGGUCGGCAGAACGCCGAAACCUUUGACUUCGACAACUUCCCAGCAGUUCUUUGUUUCGAAUUCUUCUUCGAGACACGGAAUCUGUUCGCGUUUUCCGCUUUGCGCACAGGGAGCCGAGCAAAUCCCUUUCUCAGGAGAGGGCCGGCGCCUCCAGGCGCGCUCGCCGCGGACGAAGAACACGAGGCACAAAAGUAGAGUCUAAGGUAUGCCCGGCAGCGCGAGCUUCGCACGCUUUUAUUUCCAAACUUUUUUUUUCAAGGUCUUCGAGCGACUGCCUGCUCCGUCCCCUUGUCGGUCGCCGCACACUGUGUGUAUUUUUGUGCAUGCGCGUUCUGGAGAAACUGCAGGACACACCGUAUGUGUACGCAGAGUUGCGUUGCCUCCCCGUGUGUACGCGAGAGACUCUCUGCGUUCCCCUCUGUCUCCUCGGGCUUCUCCGCCCUGACACAAAUCUCUUGACUCUCUUUCACCUUACACACUCUGGAAGGAGCGACAUGAGCCGAGAGGAAAUUCAUUUCCCGGGAGACGUAGGUAAGCGCCGUCCGCGCGUCUUCGCCCUCCGAUUCUCAUCUCUUCCUCCGUUUCUCAGAGUGACAAAACGUGGUGGAGUGCGCCAAAAACGCGGCCUGAGAGACACUUCCACCGACGAGAGAGUGUGCGCCACUUCCAAAGAAGAAACGCCGACCGAUCCGCAUGCAGGAGCUGUGGAUCCCUUUUCAAGUCUGUGUGGUCUUGGUGAGUGGACCCAGGGGCAGUGUCUCCUCACGGACCUUAAAGGGCCAGUGUCGGAGACAGGCUCAUCUCCCAUUUCUGUUUUCCAACGAAGCCGCACGCACUUUGGAGCGCAGUCCCUGGCCGGUUGGGGUGCUCCCAGUCCACGCAGCGCUCAAACGGAGGCCGUCUCCCGGCGGUGUCCCGGUCUGUGAAACCUGCAUGUGUCCAUCGUCUUUGCUCCUCCUUGGACUCCGACAAAUAAGCCGCAGGAAAGCGCAGAUCUCUCGGCAGCCCUCGUUUCUUUUCUCGCUCUGAAAGCGCCCUGCGGAGGAGUCAACAUGGAGGCCAGCCUCAGUAGAUGCCCCACGUCUCCGGGGGAGAGCGAGACGGAGAGACAGGGAGAGCUUCAAGUCGUGCGAAAGGGCUUCGCGGCUCAGGGAAGACACCCGGGGAAGGGGGAGGCGAGUGCACCUCUCGGCAGUCCCAGCACAGCGAGAAAGCCUGAAGAGGCUGGAGGCGCCACAUGCGACGCAGGGGAGGACGUAGGAGCGCGAGGGGUCGUGGGGAGGAGCGAAGACGAGAGACUCAACCGGGGUGACAGUCGGCAGGAGCUGGCAGAGGGUGAACUCGGGGGGAGGGCACAGAGCGACGACAAGGGAAGGCGAAGCAAGAGGCGACGCAGGGCCGACAACGAGGAGAGACGCGCGCCCUGUGAAGCGGCAGAGUUCUCUGAAUCGCUCGAAGCCUUCCUUCUCGGUGGGCCAGAGCCGGAAGGAGACGAGAGCGUUGCGGCGAGACCGGUGCAUUCGAAGGGAGUGUCUGGGGUAGUCGCGAAUGCUGCCACUCACACACAAGGCAGCACACACGGCUUUCGGAGGAGGUCUGCAUACAGAUCGAGUUGUACCAGCCUCGAGGCGAACGGCGGGGGCACUACGGGAGGUUCGAAGCCAUUCAGGUCCUUCUCUCCAGACUGCGGCCUGGCCUCCACAACGGUCGGGUCGAGUGUCGCCGCAUCUCCUGAGGGGUGGAGUGUCUCCACGACUCCAGUGCCAGGCGCCGGUGCCCGCGCGACUGGAGCUCCAAACUUCGGCUCAGCCUGCUCGAUGACGCCCGCCUCGCGGUCGCGAGUUCCCUCACCUGUGGGCUCGCCCCCUGCCGGCCAGGCGAGCUUCGACGGCUUCUUGCGAAGCCCCUCUGGAGAGGACCGAGGCCUCUCGCCCUCCCGACCGGACGACUGCGAUUCGGUGAGCUCAGGCACCGACUCUGCCCAGAAUGCUCUCCGCGAAGAACUACAGACGAUGCUCAGUCUGGGCCUCCUCUACUUGAAGCGGGAGCGCGACGGCGAAGACACAGCAGAUCUCGCGGCCCACCUCGCGGCUGUGGCCGGGAGAAGCAAAGAGCCGAGGGGUGGCGAGGACUGUCUGUCUCCAAAUCGUACUCAGACGCGCCCAACCUCCUCGCUCGCCGAGGACGAGGCGACGCCGUCUGGUAAGCUGCCGGGCGCUGCGGGGCACCAAGUGUCUCCAGUGUCUCCGGAGCGCGAGCUCCCAGCCACUCGAAGCUCCCGCGGUGACAGAACGCGCGCUCGCGCCAAGGGCACACAUAUGGGGUGGCCGCGAGGGGCCGAGGGCGACGAGGCGGGGACCGUCGAGGCUGACAGACCAAAGGCGAAGGGCGGCGAGGAGGCAGCCGAGGAUGCGGAGACACGCGAGCGGAGGCGACCUGGCGAAAACGGAAAAGAUGACGCAGGCGUUGUUGGAACUGCAGAGAAACGCCUCGGCGUUCAUUACAGCCGCUACGACCGCUCAUGGGUCGCCCGGUACACACAAGGAGGGCGCGUUCUGAAGAAGUACUUCUCCACCAAGGUGUACGGACACGAGCUCGCCCGGGAGAAGGCCGUUGCGGCGCGACUGGAGAUGGAGCAGCAGGCGCAGUCGAGCGCGUCGGCAACCUCGGGGGCCACGACGGCCUCUUCGCCAUCAAGCGAGAAGGCGCCAAUCACAUGCCAAGACGGAGACGCUCCGUCGUUCAGCUCUUCUGGAAAGCUCGCAGGUGUGUGCGCGUUGUCCUCCGGCGCGUCUGGCUCGCUUGGGUCGGGGGCGGAGGCCCAGGGUCCUGCGUCGAGCGGCUCGGCGGCCGUCGACGUCUCCCCCGGAGGCGUCACGCCCGUCGCCGUGGCUCACGCCUAUGGCUCUGCUUCCCCCUCUUGGGUUUUUUGUCCUUACGGACAGGCGCCGUCAGCCGUAGCUUCGCGUUCUCUGUCACCGUAUCCGUUUUCCACGCCGCCGUUCUGCGGCUUCGCGCCCUUCUCGAGCCCCACGGGGCCCUGUACGCCCGCGCCGCCACUCUGGUGUUCGUACACCUCAUCUGCCUGCGCGGCGGUGGGGCAGCCGGUGGGCGGGUCGCGCGGGAGGUCAGUCUCGCCGGAACGGCCGCAGAAUGUCGCCGCGGAGAAGAGCGAAGCCUCUCAAACCUUUGGGCAGGCAGACGAGGCGGUGCCAACCACUUGCGUCACGCCUUAUGGAUGGAUCACAUUUACGCCCUUUCCACCAAGGCACGAAAGCAGCAGACUCGCGCGCGAAGACGUGAAGCGGCGACGCCGUGAAGACCCCAAAGAUCGUGGCGAAGACGCACAGAGAAACGAGACGGCUGGGCAAAGGCUGCUCGAGGGGCGGGCCUCCCUGUCGGCUGCAGAGAAAGGCAAGGGCGCUGUUGUCGAGGGGGGCGAAGGCUGUCGUGUCUGUACCCUUCGAGGCAGUGAACGUGCGAGGACGCCGCAGGCUGUCUCGCUCGGUUCCUCGGCGUCGCUUGCGUUUCCCUGCCACGGCUUCGCUGGCGCUGCAUGCCGCGCAUGCAAGGCCGAGCCGGGCAGCGGAGAGCAAAGGGUGUGCGAGCAGGGGGCUUCGUCUGGGUGGCCAGUCGAAGGCGAGAAGAGUGGAACGGCGCACUCGAAGCGGCGGCCCUCUGGAACAGAGCUCCCCUUCGAGGUUUGGCCCACAGGCUUCCCCGGCGCCGGCCCCGUGGUCCCGAAUGCCUUCCCUUCGCUGCCCUUCUCGCCGUUUCCUUACUUCUUCCUCCCUAGUUUCCAAAGCGUAGAUUUCUUGUCUGCUCCCUCGGCACACUUUCCCCACCAAGUCUGCUCAGUGCCAGCUGCGCUUGGACUCCACGGGCGAGCGCCCUUGGGCCGGUCCGCCUCCAGCGACAGGCCUGCGUGGAUGAGGUGCUCACCUUCCGAGGACUCCAGCGAAGAUGUACAAGUUGACGGGGAUGGCGGCGGGGAAGGCGCAGAGAGACUGGAAGCUUUCGAACGCGAGCGAAGAGACUCACGAGUCGCGGAACGGCUUGUAGAGACUGUUGAGGUGGAGACGGAGACAGAAGUCGAGAAGGAGAAGGAGGUGGCCGUGGCGCCGGCGGAGACAGAGGAGGAGAUCAAGGCGGAGCAGAGUGAAGAAGGGAGAGUCUAUCGCCCUCGUCUGGACUCCCGGCGAAUCGAGUUGCGGCCAGGAGGGCGGAAGAAGCCGUCGCGGAGGACGCCUGUCUCCGAGCCCGAAGGGCCGCUGCGAGUCGCUCCCUCCGCCGCAGACCGCGAGGCGGGCCAGGAGACAGAGGAGGACUGGAGAGACACUGUGGGGUGUUCCGAGAACCGCGAAGAUGGCGUCGAGAGGCUGAAGCUGCCUCAGUGGCCCCGAGAAGCAGCCGGAUCCGACAACUUAUCCGCAGAGGAGGACAAGUCGGACAACGCAUGCAAAAGGGGCUACGUGGUCCACCGUGCGCACCCUGCGGCCGGCUGCCAGGCUGCGUCUCUCCUAGGGGUUUGCCUGUCGUCUCCGGUCGGGCGGUCGCCGCCGGGGUGCUUGCAUGCGCAUUCGCCAUGUCCUUUUGCCUCGCCAGUUCCCUGCAGCUUCCUGCCGCCCAGUCCUGUCGGGUCGAACGUGCUUUUUCCGGCUCUUUUCCCAGGAGGUGUGCACCCGGGUCCUGUUUUUCCUGCGCACCUGCCCCUCUUUUCUCCCGUGGCUGGCUUCGCGGGUGCGGGUGCCGGGGCGCCUGCAGGGCCAUCGGGUUUUUCCUUUGGAUGCAGUCAGUCGCCUCGGCCGAAUGCGUAGGCGGCGGACAUCGCUCUUUUGUAUGUUUUCUCUGCGCGUUGUGGGUGCGUGCGUCCGCGCCUCUGGCCGGGUGUGUGUGUGUGUGUGUGCUCGUUGGGUGUCCAGACACAGCUUCCUCUACUCGUUCGCGUUGUCCGCGCCCCGCGACUGCCCGGGUUCUUUUUUGCUCCCGCGCUGUUGAGGUAUCUGUUUCUCUCUGGCAAGAGAGCAGUUCCGUUUCUGGAGGAACUUCGCCUUUGAAGAGGCCAGCCCUCGCAGGGGAGGGGCGACCCCUCGCUCGGAGCAAUCCGUGACACAUCGUCACAAAGGGACUUUCUCGGGGCUGUGGAGGCGAGCAAGCAUCAGGCGGGAGACAGCGAGAGACGCAGCGAAAGGAGACGAGGAAGGAGACAAAUGUGAUGUCGUAGAGCUCAGUUGGGCGAGAGCGCAGAACGGAGAAAACUGAGUCGCGCGCAAAUGGCGCCGACAGGAGAAGACACGCUUUCUCGCGGACAAAGGACAAGUCGAUCCUAGAGCGGGGAUCGUGCAGAACGAGAAAGCAUGAAUUGGACUGCGCAUCGGGGGUCUUCCAGGGCGCGCAGACUCUUUGGAGGAACGUGUCAGAGCCAUCGACACCUGGCGAGCCAGGUGUCUCUGUACCUAACCUGUCCUGGCCGUCGUUUCACUCGAGUUCGCAGACGAGAAACGGAGAGAACUGCAGCAAAGACACAGCUGUUCUCCCCUUUUUUUGCAGGCCGAGGGUUUCUGCCCGACAACAUUCCGUGUGGAAGCGUGAACGCGGGCGGUUCCACGUCUGUCAACGCCGUCUUCGCGAACAGGGGGCGGAGCACAUGUGCUGGCGGCCACUUCCAUUUUCAGAUUUCUUGAAGGGAGUUUCGGUGCGUAGUGCGUGGUGGGGUGUGAGGGAGGCGAGUUCUGCAUGUGUUGUGGGCGUUCGCUGCACUUUGGGUGUGCACCGGCCAGAGGGGCGAUUCACGCUCAAGAUGCAUCCUGCCUCGCGCUUGGGUCUCCACACCUGCGAGACACAUGCGCAUUUUUUUGCAGGAAUCGAGGAGCCCAGCAUACUUGGUCUCUUCUCGACCACCCAGGAUUUCGGGAGAGGGUGAGCAGUUAGUGCAGGAGGGGUGCCACGAACUGCCAGAGGCGUCCGCUGCCGUUUUCGCGGUCGAGAGUGCGGCGGUCGGUAGACGCACGUGAAGUGAAGGCGCGGGAGGAAAGUGUUCAUGUUUCUGCUGAUUCCGUUUUUUGGAGUUUCAUCGCAGCGCUGCCGGGGCAUCGCCGGAGCAUGCGGCCACGGGUUUAUGUGUCGCGGCCUCAUCUCUGCAGAUGCAUCGUAUCUUCGCGUAGCAGAUCCAGCUCUACGCGUACUCGAGACUCCACUCUGUGACACCAGGUGCCCACGGGUGUGUUUCGCUUUUUAUCCACCUCAGCCGGUCAAAGAGGGUGUCUCACACCUUUCCGCAGACACGUUGCCUGCAAAACUACCGAAUGAAAAGUUCAUCCCGAACUCGAGAAUCGGGCGAAAGUUGUUGCUCAAGAACAUGACGUCGAGAGCAGUUCAACACGUUCGCGCGCCGCAGCAUGUCGUACCUGACUGUCUUUUUCUAGCGAAUUCCACGGCGUCGAAAGGCGUUCCAUCAACUGAACCGGUGGUGUGUUCCUAUCUUUGGCCUCAACUUGGCAACGUAGUGCGGACAGUGUUGAAACGCAUGUGACCAGCACAACAACGUAGAAGAAGACUAGGUGACAUUACAUUUAACCUCACAGUGGAUACGUGUCUGCGGAGAGCAAGGUGUCCGCAAAGUCCUCGACGACUCCGAGUUUUUUUUCGGAAGCAGCGCGGAAAAGAAAAGUAUCACACGCGAGAACAGGUAUCGGGCUCUGCUGGCAAGGGCUCCACGUGACUGUAAAUCGGUCCUGCGACCCCCAGGCAAAAAAAACGAUUUGCAGUGCACGUUCAGAACAGACGCCAGCUCUCCGAGAGUCGCGCACAGAUCCAUCACAGGUAGUCUUAAAAUGAGUAAAGGAGGUGCAGGUAGAACGUGUCGAAAGCUGCGAGUGCUCGUCUACGCGCUUGUGAGCAGCAGGCAACGUUUUCCUCAGAGCAGUUCACUUCCCGGAUUUCCGCCGAACGCACCACCUGCGUGUCUGUCACAGCCGUUCGAGGAACAGGCCUGGAACGAAAGUGUCUGCUCCUUUCAGCGCGUUCUUGUCUCGGGCGCUCCUCCGAGUCAGGCAGUUCUUCACGCGAAGCACGUGGACACCGACGGUUUCGGGAGUUGCGAGGUCGUCCUGGCGGCCCACAGGGACGGCGGGCCUCUCCGACAAGCGACGCACACUGUCGAGCGCGCAGAAAAUUGGAGAAGUCCAGGAGUGACGCAUCUGGAAAUAUCCGAACGGAAGGAGCGACGUGGCGAUGUCUGCCUCUCGGCGAGGCACAGAUGUCGAGCAAGCCUUGCUGCAGGCUACUGAAGCCGAAGAAGCGAGCGUUGCUUCGCACCUGCACCUCCGUGCGAAUGACGAC
Molecule: messenger RNA, 7982 nt
Organism: Toxoplasma gondii ME49
Lineage: Eukaryota; Apicomplexa; Conoidasida; Eucoccidiorida; Sarcocystidae
Gene: AP2X2
Product: AP2 domain transcription factor AP2X-2
Exons: 2
Coding region: 1694-5458 (1254 amino acids)
Biological process (GO): regulation of DNA-templated transcription
Molecular function (GO): DNA-binding transcription factor activity
Source: RefSeq, a predicted model, not a curated record